AUGGGUGCCAUGGAGAAAUUAGACAGGAAUGAGAAGAUGCCAAAAGUGACUAUAGACGCCGUGGAUCUUGGCAAUAUUCCCCGUUCUUACCCAGAAGAUUUGAACAAUGUCUCUAUUGCUGAAAGAUUGAUUCGCAUGAAAGCCAAGAUGUCCAGUUUCCAGGAUAUUCUGGAUCAUACCAUUUGUGAAAAUCUCACAAUAAAAGAACAAUUAGACAAGAAAUUAUAUUCACAGAGUGUCAUAGAACCCAGGAAAACAAAUGCAGUGCCCCCCAAAAGUGUCAAAUCAGCCGCAUCUGAGACAAGGAUGGGAUAUUCGGAAAGCACAAAAAGAAACCACCCGAAAGUUUCACAUCUACGUGAGAAGUCAGCUGAUCGAUUAAUACAGGAACACUGGUUAUUACAAGAACAAUUAUCAUUGUUUGAAACUAAGAUAAAGGGUAUACGAGUACAUGAUGUGUCCGGUAUGGACAGUAACCGACUGUUAUGUGGUCGUCCUUUUAGAGGAUGUACAAUCCUGUGGAAAUCUGGACUUUUGUGUAACAUUAAACCAAUAGUAUCUGAGUCUAGAAGAGUGUGUGCCGUGAUGAUAGAAAUGGGAUACAUGAAAGUGUUAUUGUGUAACGUGUAUAUGCCUUGUGCUAAUUCUAAUGAACAUGAAUUUGACGAUACUUUAAAUGAAAUAGGAAAACUUAUAUAUGAAUCAGAUACGGAUUAUAUUGUAGUGGGUGGGGACUUCAAUACAGACUUAUCUAGAACAACCUCGUAUCAUACAAUCCGUCUGAAGGCGUUUUGUUCAUCAUAUACACUGGACUUUGCUCAAAAACAUGAUACUUCUAAUGUUGAAUAUACUUUUGAAAGUAAAAUAAAUGGGGAUAAGAGUACUCCUCUUUUCUGA
Molecule: messenger RNA, 897 nt
Organism: Lottia gigantea (owl limpet)
Lineage: Eukaryota; Metazoa; Mollusca; Gastropoda; Lottiidae
Exons: 2
Coding region: 1-897 (298 amino acids)
Source: RefSeq, a predicted model, not a curated record